Molecule: messenger RNA, 2428 nt
Organism: Mus musculus (house mouse)
Lineage: Eukaryota; Metazoa; Chordata; Mammalia; Rodentia; Muridae
Gene: Cmc2
Product: C-X9-C motif containing 2
Exons: 4
Coding region: 1116-1355 (79 amino acids)
Cellular component (GO): mitochondrion
Source: RefSeq, a predicted model, not a curated record
CAUCUCUCCAGCUCCUUGCUUAUUUUAAACUAUUAGGAAUGGCAACUGUAGUGUAAGUUUCUUUCUUGGGCAGCCAGAAUAGCAAAAUCUCUCUAAAAGAAAUACAGAUGGCGUUAAAAUAUAGGGAUGUCACCUCUUAUAAUACCUUCUCUUAUCAGCACGCAUUUCCUCAUACUAGAGUCACUCUAUUUAAAAAUGUGCUUCCUGGCGCUAAAGCAAGGGAUUUGUUCCAUAAGGUUGCGUGUUUAGGACUUAGGUUAAAUAGAGUUCUUCUUGCCAAGAGUGGAAGAAAACAAAAUUAACAUUUUAUUCUUUGAAACAGCCAUCCAGGAUAAGCAGUGAGAAAAGCCCAUUUUCGUUUCUCAGUUAAAAAUAAAAUGAAAACAAUUUUUCUUUUUUUCUUUUUUCUGGCUAGCACUGUAGUAAUAUACAAAGUUUAAAAACUUUUGUCAUGAUGGGAAGAAAAUACAUGUAGUUAUGUGUGUUUGUUUGUCUAUGAUACACAUAUAUAGAUUAUUGGCCAAAUGCUUUCUCAAGUACAGAUACUUAUUAAAUUGUGGUAGGAUUAUGUCCAGAUAAAUGCACUGUAAGUUCAAAACUUCAUUUAAAGGGCACGGUAAGGCCAAAUUGCAAUGGCCGAUGCUUGGUUAGCACUAGACAUGGCCCUGGUUUGACCCUCAGCUCUGAAGAAACAAUGUAUUUGGUAUACCUUAUGGACUGAACACCAUAGCUCUCCCUGGCUUAUGUCACCGUGCCCAGAAUGUGUAAGGUGGAGCAGAAUCUUCUAACACAAACCCUCUUUUUAAAUAAAAUAUCGCAUAUAUUAUGAUACAUAGAUAUGCUUUUUUCCAGAUGUGAAAAGAAUGUGGAAAUAGAAAACACAGUGCUUCAAGGAAUAAUAGCCAUCCAGUGUGCUGCAGCGCAUACAUUUCUCUACGCUGUGGGACUCACGAGCCAGGUGGUCACCAGUACCCAGCACCGUGAGAAAGCACUGGCCUGCACUGCUAGUUUAUGAAAAGCUUAAGAUUUGAACAGCAGGUCCUAAAUGCAUUUCAUCGUUCUAUGAUAAUGAAACCGAGAGAUGAUAAGGUCUGCUCCUACUCGCCCUCCUAACGAUGCAUCCGGACUUGUCUCCACACUUGCACACCGAAGAAUGCAACGUCCUGAUUAACCUGCUAAAGGAAUGUCACAAAAAUCACAACAUUCUGAAGUUUUUCGGCCAUUGCAACGACCUCGACCGGGAAAUGAGGAAGUGUUUGAAGAAUGAGUACUCAGAGAGGAGGACCAGGAGCAGGGAGCACGGCGCCGCCAUGCGACGGAGGCUUUCUGACCCUCCAGAGGAAGCUGGGAGAUAGGCUCACUGGCGCCUCGGCUGGGAGACCUGAAGGUGGCUGGUGGCCGAAGAAUAUCCUUUCUUAUUUGCCUCUAGGACUCUUUGUAUGAAAAGUGCUCUGAAGAACGGAACCAUAGGGAAUCAGGAGAAUGGCUUCUCAGUACCUGCUGAACUUGAGUGCCACGCGCUGUGCCAGGGAGAGUUUCCUCUGCUGCUGCCCUGAAUCUGCAUCCACCCAGUCCUGACUCGCCUCCUGCAAUAAAGUCACUGGACAGCGUGGGCCUCCCUUUCUUUAACCUCUUCGGGGCUGGAGCGGAAGUGGCGCCUGUGGGUUCCUCUGUCUGAGAACAUGGCGGUUGAAGGUUGUGCAGUGAAGACACAAACCAACGUGGGAAUUCCAGGGCCCUUCCAGCAGAGCCAACCAUACCAAAGUUCCCUGUUUUAUUGUUUUAAAGAGCCAUUUUCUGAAAGGUCAGAUAGUGCUAGUUAGCUUUCAAAUUAUGGAUGGAAAUUAUUUGAAAAAAAAAAAAAAAAGAAGAACCUGUAAGUGACCACGUACGUGUUCCCUACCAUUCUUUAAAUAACACAGCACAGCUAUCACUUUACAGUCCAUCUGUUAGGCAUUAUCUAAGCUAGAGCUAGUGUGGCCAUGGGUGGAAGUGUGUAGGUUUUAUGCAAAUAUUUUGCUUUUAAGAUUUGAGGAUAGAGGGUUCUAGAAGCAGCACUGCCUGACCCUCUGGAGUGAUGACUAAUGACGUGGGUAAGAUCGCAUCCAGCUAGGGUCCCAUCGUUUGGUUAAAUACCACGGGUACCAGUUAACUCCUGGGCUCUAACCUAGAGGUCCAGUGUUCUUCUUGUGUUCACACACGUACACACACACACACCCCAUCCCCACCUCACAAAUACUACUCCCCAUGGUUUCUGAGACCUGUGACAGUUAGAAACCCAGCAGCUUCAGCCGGAGCCACAUCAGGGUGUCUCGGGCCUUCUCAGGAGCCACAAGACAGACGAAGCUAUAAGCUUCUCGUAGUGUUUGGUGUAUAUAAUGUAUGUAUGAGACCCCAUUGGUGUUUAAUAAAUGAUUUUCCUAUUGCA